This is a messenger RNA of Prorocentrum cordatum, 727 nucleotides long. Lineage: Eukaryota; Dinophyceae; Prorocentrales; Prorocentraceae. The record is from the annotation of a GenBank genome assembly.
UUCACGUCGACGUUGCGGCUGGCUCUGUGAAGUCGGCGCAGAGACUCGAUGCAACGAAAACAGCGGCACGGAAGCCAGGAUCACCCCAAGACGAACGGCUCUGGAAGAUGUAUCGGGACCUGCUGCCUGAUCAGCACGGUCCAGAACGCUCUGACAGCGUUCCAGGACGAGCUGGAUCGAUCUGUCCCUGUCCCAGCCCCACGUGGCACCCCCGCCCAUCCGCGGCGGCGGCCCACGGCGGCGUCGACGGCAUCGGCCCAGCGAUUCGACGGUGAAGGCCCGGCCAGCGAGCCGAGCACGCCAGGCCAGGCCGAGGAUGCUCCGCAGGCGGACAGCGCGGCCCACCGCGCGGCCGUGCUGUCCGCGCCAGCGCGGGCCUACUGCGGCAAGGGCAGGUGCAGCUGUCCGGCGCUCGCUGCGCAAGGGGAGGCCGAGGAGGAGGGCAGCAGCGGCCGCUCGUGGAGGAGCAGGUGGCGGGGAGGGCGCAGAGCGAACAGGCAAAAGCCCAUCGUCCAUGCAGGAAGGGCAGGCGCGCCUGUGGCACGCAGGCCCUCUGCGCAGGCUGGUGGAUGCGGGAUCGGGCCGGCCAGUGCCGAGCGUGCUGCAUCCCAAAUGCUGUUCGCUCUUCCUGGGGAGGGCAGAGAUCGCAGAGGGAAGGGUAACUGAAGGGAGAGGGAUGGGCGCAGAGUACAACAGGGCAUUCUGAUCAGCGGUGCCAGCAGUGCCU